Molecule: messenger RNA, 6057 nt
Organism: Peromyscus californicus insignis
Lineage: Eukaryota; Metazoa; Chordata; Mammalia; Rodentia; Cricetidae
Gene: Itprid1
Product: ITPR interacting domain containing 1
Exons: 11
Coding region: 1001-3772 (923 amino acids)
Molecular function (GO): signaling receptor binding
Source: RefSeq, a predicted model, not a curated record
CAGGGUUUCUCUGUAUAGUUUUGGUGCCUCCUGGAUCUCACUCUGUAGACCAGACUGGCCUUGAACUCAGAGAGAUCUGCCUGGCUCUGCCUCCCCAGUGCUGGGAUUAAAGGUGUGUACCACCACCACCCAGCUUAAAAUAAACUUCUUUAUAACUUAUUAUGGAUAAAUGUUUGGUUGUGUACUUAUUUUAUAUACCCAGGUAUCUUAAUCAUUGUUUUAUUACUGUGAGAGAUUCCAUGACCAAGGCAACUCUUACAAAAGAGAGAGUUUAAUUGGAGGCUUGCAUAGAGUUUCAGAGGUUAACCCAUUAUCAUCAUGGUGGUGAACAUGGUGCCAGGCAGGCAAGCAUCAUGCUGGAGAAGUAGCUGAGAGUUCUACAUACUGAUCAGUAGGCAGAGAGAGAGAGAAAGACUGGGGUUGGCAUGGGCUUUUGAAACCUCAAAGCCCAUCCCCAGUGACACACUUCCUCAAACAAGGCCAGGCCUCUUUAUCCUUCUAAUCUUUUUGAAUAGUGCCACUCCCUGAUGACUAAACAUUCAAAUAUAUUACCCUGUGUGGGGGAUUCUUUCUUAUUCAAACCACCACACCAGGCCAGAGGGGUUUGAGUGGAAGCUGAAGACACCCUGCUCUGGGGAGGCUCAGAUAUGUGACGACUCUUGCUCUCAACAAUCUUACUCUUUCUCCAUCAUGGCAAUUUGAAUAUAAUCUAGACUAGCCUCACAAUGAGACCCUAUAGUCUUAACUCCUCCUGCUUCUUAAUCUUUCUUCAUCUAAUGUCUCCUAGGUUGAAGUCUUGUUCAGAUGGCCUCUUGCAAUUCUCUGAGGCCUCCCAAGCCCUGUAUUCUUUGAGAGCCUUCUGGAUUCUACAUGGAGAUGCACUUUGUCUCGUGAACAACAGUUAGACCCAUUGGCUUAUACUAGCUCAGAUUAUUAGAGACCUGAUCUUCCUCCCUGGCGAAAUGGAAAUCCUAACGAGGCUUCUUUGCAUGAACAAGGAAUGGUUCAAAUGACUGUGAAAGACUACAUGAGAUCUCUGCAUCAGUUCUCAGAGACUCCUACCCUGUCCAGAGGGACUAGUUUCAACUCGUGCUAUUCCACCACAGGGGUACCACAAAGCAUUCCUGAAUGGCUGGAAUUUUGGGAAAAAGACCCAGUGGAGAUUCUCCUGGAUCUAGGCUUUGGUGCUGAUGAGCCAGAUAUCUGCACACAAAUCCCAGACAGAUUCCUUGGUUGCAGCUCAGCAGCCAGAGGAAUCAACAUCCGUGUUUUUCUUGAAGCACAGAAGCAGAGGAUGGACUUGGAGAACCCUGACUUGUACGGCCGGUUCCAACAGUUGGAAAUCUUGGAUCAUGUGACCAAUGCCUUCUCAACUUUGUUGAAUGAUGUUAACACCCUCCAGAGCCAAGCUGAAGAGAAAGCUGGAAGACAGGGUAUGCACAGCCCCACAUCCAGUGGCGCUAAAGAGCAUCAGCAAAGAAUGAGUCAACUUUUAAGGAGAACUUCAGGACAGAAUAUCAGGAGGGUUGGUAACCCAGCACUGUCAGAAUCAUUCAAGAUGGAAGAUGAGACUUCUACUCUGCCAACCAAGCCAUGGGAGCAUAGACUGGAAUUACAAGUGGCUUCCAUUAGCAAUGAUGAGAGUCAAGUGCCUCCUUCUAUAGAGCAUGGUUCUGCCCGAGCCUGCAAUGACUUGUUACCUUGUCUUCCUCCACAAGCUCUUCUGGACAAGCAAUGGCCUUGUUCAUCCUCACUGGCAAAACAGUCUCCUCAUACCAAUGUGUCUGAGGGGUCAGUUAGGAGAAAAACUUGGAAGGAGAAGUGGAUUCACAUGGACAAGCUUAAGAACUUGUCUCACAUUGUGAGUAAAGGACCAGACUCCUUUGAAAUGGAAGAGGUCCAAAGCUUUGAAGAAGAUACUGGCAACCCUAUUAACCCGAUUUCAGGAAUUGUAGGCACCCGAGUGGACAGAACCAACAGCUGUCAGUCGGACAGCAGUGGGUUUUUGGAGGAGCUGCCAGACCCCCAUCCCUUCCAGGUGUCUUCCUUGCCAGGCAGCCAGAGUCCCACUGAGGGUAGAGGUAGCAAACCAAGGGAUCAGAGUCAUAGCCCAGCACCAUGGCAGGACUGUCAGCAAGAGUCCAAUGGCUCUGAAACCAAGAGCAUGGUGAGCUCAUCUUUGUCAAGCCAUGAUAGGAGUAUAUUGGAAGGAAAGGUCUCAGCAUCCGUGGAGGAGGAGGAGCUUCAACUUGAGGCUAUGGAGGAGCUACCAGAGACACUCACCCCAGAUCCGACCCUCACCAAGACCACGAUGGUGGGAGAAUACCCAGGGAGUCUUGUUGGAACUGUAGUCACUUCUACAUGUAAUAACACAAUGGGGAUCAUGGUGGCUCCUGUCACAGAAAAAGAAGACAGGUCUCUGAGACAUAAGGGUACUGGGAAAAUGCUGAUACAAAGGCACCGCUUUGAGUCACCAAGGUCAUCCGGGGUUGAUCAGACUCCAGACAGUUUCUAUCUCGUGGACUCUGAGAUCCCAGGAACAGAGGACAGCAGCAAGGCCUGCCCUGAUACCAAACAAAGCUCAGUAGUGCAGGAGAAGCUAGCACAGCACUCUCAGCAGCACGGAGGAGCCACGCCCUAUAAAGGUGACCUUGUUCAAAACUCUGAUAAGUCAGCUCCCCACCUUGAGAAGCCACCUGGAGAUGCUCCCACUGACUCAAAUGCUGCCAGCUCUUGGUCUGUGACAACCCAGAUGUCCUCCAAUCUGGUGUCAGCUGCUCAGAGUGUUGUAGACUUGGGGACCUACUAUAAAGGAACAGCUUUAGAUUGCAGUCCAUGUGACCGUGUUAAUACCACAGACCUGAGAGUGCAGACAGAAGCAAAGCAGGUCAAUGAUGUUGCUGUUCAGACUUACACAUAUGAAUGUAAACCCAGACCCUCGCAUAAGGCCUUAAUUCAUAGACCCUGGCCCCUCACCAAAUCCAUCUCUUUGGACACAGGUUUUUCUAGCACCUCCCCAACAGGCCUCUGUCACACCAUACCUGCCCACUGUUGUGUCUGCUGUCAUCACUGUCCCAAUUGCCAGGGAAGGAGGCAAAGCUCUGGCCCAGAAUCCUCUAUUUGCAGGCAUUUCCUGUACUCACAUGCAGAGGAUCCUGAAGCCCGGUUCAUGAAGACAUUGAAAAUACUUCAGGACACUACUGUGAGGGACUUGUGUUCUUGCACAGUCUAUGAGAUGGAAACCAUGAAGAUGGUGUGCCAGAGUUUCCAGGAGCACUUAGAGGAAAUUGAACAGCACUUCAUGGGACAGCAGGCACUCUUUCCCAGGGACAUGUCAGAAGAGGAAAGGGAAGAGGCUGAGGACCUGAGGACUUUGCGAGAGGCCCUGAGGCAGCAGGUGGCAGAGCUGGCAUUUCAGUUAGGAGACCGGGCCAGGCAAAUCAAAGAGGGUGUCCUACUGCAGCUAGACCUUCUCUCAGAGGAGCUACCUGAACACUGUGCAAAUCUGCAACAAUGCAGCUGGACAGAAGGAGAAGAGUACGGCCAGAGUUCGUGUGUUCAAACCCACACUGUGUCCCCCGAGCCUGUCCUGCAUGCCAGCAAUGGGCAGCAGAUUCCCUGCCCGGGGGUGACUCAGCUAGCUGCUCUUGGUCCCUCUGACCUUGAGACCAGACGUGGGAUGUCUCUACAGUCACCAGCUAUGACAGAGUCAGGUCCGGAUCCUUCAUCAAGUAGUACUGUAGAGGAAUCUCUGCUGGACCAGAGAGUUUGAUGACCUUUGUACAAAAUGGAAGAUCCCAGAACAGCUGUAACAAGGAAAUCCAAAUCCUAUGUACCCUUCUAUUCUAUGAUUAAACUCAGAAUAUUUUAAUAUUCAUUGAUUACAUAGUAAGGAGUCACCCGGUAUGUGCCUGACUGGGGUAUAUUACAGUCAUUGAGUAGCAUAUGUCCUUUACCCUGAGAAAGCAUGUGUCCUAGUGGAAGAGACUGAAUAUAAACACACAUAUGUAUCUAUAGUUAAAGUCAAGGAAAAGAAUGGCCUCUACCCUGAGAGAGCCUGUGUCCUAGUGGAGGAGGCCAAAUAUAAACACACAUAUGUAUUUAUAAUUAAAAAGCAAGAAAAAGACAAUGUGACCUUAUUUUAUGACAGAUAAGUAUCUGAGUCUGCUCAGGUACCUGGAAGGCAUGUUCAGAGAUGUGAUACUGCUGAUGCUGGAGGCAGCUGUAAGCAAGACAGAAUGUCUGUGCAUUAAGAGUUGGAUAAAGUGAGAGAAGCAACAAAUAAAUACCAUUUCCGUACAGACAGUUUGUGAAGGAGCCACCAUGUGACAUGGGAGGGAAGUGCCCUGGGGGCCUCAUCAAAGGGAGCUAUUAGGAAAGACUUGAAGGUAAGAAGACGGAAGCCCUAGAGAAUUCAGGUUUAAGAGACUGGAAAGCAGAAGAGAGGAAGGUUCACAGGCUGGGAUGUAUUUUGCCAACUGUGGUAGGUGAUAGUGAGGACCUAAGUGAGGACCCUGACUCCCUCCAGGCCGUGGUCAGGAGUCUAAGGGCAUGUAUUCUUGCAAGUGCAACAGAAAGUCUCCAUAAGUGUAAACUGGAUUUCAUAGGGUCUUAGCUACCUUUUAUAAUCACAAAAAGAUACCACCAUGGAACCUAUGGAGAGGGGAGGCUGCUGGCUAUAAGCCUAUGGCUUACUGUUGUUCCUCAAAUCAAAAGUUGUCCAGUUGUUUCCAUCUAGCUGUAGGAACAGCAUGGCUCUUACUACAGGGAAAACCCAUGGAGGUAGACAUAAAAGCCAAGGGAUGACUAGAAUCAAGAAUAGAUGAAAAAUGAAAUAGUCAGAAACAGCAUCAUAAGAACUCCUGAGGGACGCUUCUUGUUUGUGUGAGAGGAUGAGUAAGCAGAGGACACUUCCUAGCUAGGAACCUAAGACAAUAUUCCUUUGGAAACUGUCUACUAGCCUGUUUCAUUCCUUAUCUUCCUGCUUUGGUUGCUAUGACUUCAGUGAGGCUCGACUUCCAGGGACCAUCCACUGUCUCCCCUGUGUACCUCCCUAGAAUGUGGACAUCUCCAUUCACACAUCUUCAGCAUCCAUAUGCACCAUACGUAUGACCCCAGCGCCAACCCCUUCUAAACCCCAGUCUUCCAUCCUCCUACCACACACACUCAGAUGAACCCAUCUGCCUUGUCUCCUUGUGGCCUUUACUGGCACCUCGGUAUCAGUUACUGCAUCACUGCUGUUUCCUCAUAACCUGGUGACAGCACAAGGCAUUAGCCUCUGACAUGCCUUUAGCUUCUCUCUCUCUCUGAGAUGCCUCGGCAACUGACAAACUGUCUCCGCCAGUCUCCCAUAGGGUCAUGUUUCCUUGACUCAGGGAGAAAACCUAAGAAUAAUAUGUCAGAGAACUAAGAAAGUCAUCUCAAGACUGCGAUCCCAGAGCAGUCUGCUGCCAAAAUGUUCCUCCAGCCAGGAAUCACUAUGUCCUUUCCUUUCUGCUGCUGCCUUACUUACCUGGACCACACCCCUCCUCUGGUUCCCACAGUAUGAUGCAACUUCCAGCUGCAAACUGGCUCCUAAUUGCUUUUGUGCAUCCUAAGUUUCUUCCUUUUCUAGACUGUCAACAUUUGUCUUGGUUCAGACUUGAGCUGCCUUUGCCUGCAGCCUUUGAGCCUGUGGUUCCUGCCUGUUCAUCACUGGACUGCCUACUACCUGCUUGAUGGCCCUACUUUGUUCUCAUGUCAAUCUGAAGUGCGGUCCUCUGAACUACUUUGUAUAUCCCUACAUCCUUUCACAUCACAGACUCUGAAUGUACAGAUUUAACUAACAGCUCUGAGAUAUUCAGAAAACAAUCACAUGUGCAUUAUAGACAUUGUUCUUGCCAUCAUUCAACUAUUUUGUAACAUAUAUUUUUUUAUUAGGCACUACAAGUAAUCUAGGGAUGAUUUAAAGUGUUCAAAGUACGCAGAUGUGUGUUUUGUGCAAACACUCUAUUGUGUAACGUAAGGGUUGUUGGACAGAAUAAAUGCAGUAAAUUGGUUGCAGUAAUUAACACAAUA